Anguilla rostrata (American eel) is the source of this 3554-nucleotide messenger RNA. It is a transcript of the gene ets2, whose product is annotated as v-ets avian erythroblastosis virus E26 oncogene homolog 2. The transcript has 10 exons. Gene Ontology annotation, biological process: cell differentiation; regulation of transcription by RNA polymerase II. The record is from RefSeq and is a predicted model, not a curated record. Bases 252 to 1661 code for a protein of 469 amino acids. Gene Ontology annotation, molecular function: DNA-binding transcription factor activity, RNA polymerase II-specific; sequence-specific DNA binding. Gene Ontology annotation, cellular component: nucleus. Lineage: Eukaryota; Metazoa; Chordata; Actinopteri; Anguilliformes; Anguillidae.
UUUUACUUCCUCAUUGAGAAGGUAGACUACGAGCCCUGACUCACCCAAGCCUAUAUCCUACAGGAUUGCUUAGUUGUUCACUUAUAACGUGGUCAGUCAAUCGGGAACAAACAAUCUAUAGACAUCAAUUGAUUUCAUACGACUGAAUUUCAAGGGAAUACAAAGGGUUUUUUUGGGAUAUAUUUUCGGUUUCUAAGAAGCUACGGGAAACUUUGCCAGUUAUUUUCCUGACUGAACUAAGGUGCAGCACAAUGUGUGAUCUUAGCAUGGACCAAGUGGCCCCUUUCUCUACCGGCUGUCGCUCUGUUCUGAAGCGUCAGGCAGCCUUUGAUGUGAUUGAAGACGCCAUGUCUCUCUUCUCGGGGUACUGCUUCUCUUCAGAGGAAGAGCAGUCGGUGCAGGAGGUGCCCACAGGACUAGACUCCAUUUCUCAUGAUCUGGGUCCCUGCACGGUGCCCCUGCUGACCCCCUGCAGCAAAGCAGUGAUGAGCCAGGCCCUUAACGACAGCUUCAGUGGGUUUGCCAAAGUGCAACAUCGCUGUGGGAUCUCCAACAACCCCCGCACAUGGAGCAAGCAACAUGUGAUACAGUGGCUGCUCUGGGUAGCUAAUGAGUUCAGCCUGUCGAACAUCAACUUCUUCAAGUUCAACAUGAAUGGACAGGAGCUCUGUGACCUGGGCAAGGAGCGCUUCCUGGACCUGGCACCGGACUUUGUGGGUGACAUCCUCUGGGAGCACCUGGAUCAGAUGAUGAAAGAUUCCCAGGCGAAAGAAGAGUCCCAGAACCUCAGUAGCACUGUGCCUUCAGUGACCAACUGGUUGACUAACAACUCAGUCGGCUUCAGCAUGGAGGAGACCAGCAGCUCUCUUCAAGUGCCCGACUGCAGCAGCAGCAACCUUUUGAGGGAGCUCUUUGAGGCCCCGGACAGGACCACGCUCCUCAACCCAGAGCCGAAGUACUCCAUUUUCUCCAAGCCCCAACUGCACACUGUCAGUGUCAACUACAUGCCCAUCUCCCAGGACUUCUCCAGAAGCAGCCAAGCGACUGGACUUUGCAAACCUUUCUCCUCCAAGGACCAGAGUUCAAUGGAGAGCGUGGACAGCAUUGAUGGCACGGAGUCCAUGCUUCGCUCUUGGGGCAGCCAGUCUUCCCUGGCUGACAUGCAGCGAGUCCCCUCCCAUGACAGCUUCGAGGAUGACUUUGCCUCGGUGCCUCUGAGCCUGGGAAAGCAGGGUCUGUCCUUUAAAGACUACGUGCAGGAGAGGAAUAAACCUGUGGAGACGGGCGAGCCUGUCAUCCCUGCUGCAGUUCUGGCUGGAUUCACGGGCAGUGGCCCAAUCCAGCUGUGGCAGUUCCUGUUGGAGCUUCUAACCGAUAAAACAUGCCAGUCCAUCAUCAGCUGGACCGGGGAUGGUUGGGAGUUCAAACUCACUGACCCUGAUGAGGUUGCCCGACGCUGGGGCUGCAGGAAGAACAAGCCCAAGAUGAACUACGAGAAGCUGAGCCGCGGCCUCCGCUACUACUACGACAAGAACAUCAUCCACAAGACCUCGGGCAAGCGCUACGUCUACCGCUUCGUCUGUGACCUGCAGAACCUGCUGGGGUACUCUGCUGAGGAGCUGCAUGUCAUGCUGGGCGUGCAGCCCGACACCGAGGACUGAGCGAGCCGCUGUUCCGUUUCGGGCAGGUGAAGGAGAAGGGGGCAGUUGCCGUUGGUAGGAGGCCUUCUGAUAUUCACCACCCUAUGGUGAGCGCAUGGCUUGCACAAUGUGCGAUACACUGUGUUGAAAGUCACCGCAUUGGCGGAGACUGCAGACAUGAGCAGGGGGGGUUCGUACCCUCUCCAUUUUUUUUGACUGUGGAGAGGUGACCCUUAGAGCCUGCCGCAGGGAAAAGUGUCUUUUUCCUUAACUGUAUCUCUUAUGGCAAUGGAAGGCUCUUUGCUCAAAGGUGGGGAAAUUCCUACCCACUUGUAUUUCUCUUGAGCUGCCAGUGUGAAACAGCUGCAAAUGAGAAAGAUAUUUGCUCAUGUUAACCUGAAGUAAAUGCUCAACAUUCCUGAAAGGCUAAAACUGGUAAAGAAAGAUUUCCCAAGGGUGACGUGAUUGGAGACUCUAUGCUUAUAAUCCCUGAGUAUUGGGAAUUAUGCUUGUUAUCUGCAGUCUGUAUGACCCCUCCCAUAAGUUACACUUUGUGGAUGCGCCUUUAAUUGUCAAACUUGUUGGUAAUAUGGCAAAUUGUAUGUUCAAUGUUGACCCUAUAGCACAAGGAGUGUGGCCUCUCCAAGAAGUAACCCUUCAAGGAGAGGAAUGUGCUCCUGAUUCUUGCAAAAAUGUUUACAUUGUCUUCUUACAACUUUGUACAAAGUGCUUUCUACUGUAGUGCUAAGCGGCUUGCAAUCCAAAUUCAGGCUGGCAUGUCUAUGCUGAUGUGUCACACACUGUGUCAGAUGCAGUCAAGAUGCUGCACUUCGCUCCUCUGUUAAAGGGAUUUCAUUGAUAUUUAAAAAAUGUUUGUUUUAUUAACGAUGUAAAUCUAUAUUUUUUAUCAUGUUAUGUGAGUGUAUUAUUAUGUGGACAUUCACUGGAAUAAUUUAUUAGCUGAAUGCCCCUUGUACAGCUGUUGCAGAAAAGACAUCUUAUGUAAUUUUAUUGUUGGGGUUUCAGUUGGUCUGUCAGAGUUCUAUUUGUGCCAGAUUUGCUGCUUUUCUUUCUCUCUUUUGUGUGACCAAAGCGACAUGUGGAUGUAAGAAAAUAAAUUAAGCUUUGUGUUUAUAUAUUUUGUUAUAUAUGUUUUUUUACUCUGUUCGACAGUCCUGUGCUCGCCGCAAGUAUGGACUGGCUAUUGGUGUAAUUAAAGUAUGAAUAUUUAAUAAGUAUUGUGAAAAUGGGGCUGAAACCAUUUGUUCUCUCAGGAGGAUGACUUUAUUUAGUAAAUUGUUCAUUAAUGUUAUACAAAUGUUAAUCUGAUUCUUAUAUGCCACUGAUUAGGCAGACACUACUUGUCCUGUCUGCAAUGGAUGUUUGCUGUCUUAAUUGUAAGUAAAGUUGUACUGGCCUCCUCUCAAUGCCUAAUGUGUGAACAGUUUUAAAUUAAAUAGCUGUCAAGUUUUAAUGUUUGGCAGUUGUAAAAACCAACGUGGUAUGCAUAGGGGCAGGAGAACAGGAGCAUUGUGGAAUGUACACCUUUUAUAUCCAUCAGAAAUUAGUUAAUUUGAGGUAGUAGACAGAUUGUUCUGUAUUAAUGACUGAUUUGCCUACAUACCCUACAGAAUGCAAUGGAUGGUUCAAGUUCAAAAGCAAGGUAUACUGAGUAGCUUCUCAUCACAGAGUUGCUUGUGCAUUUUAUUGGCAGAAUUUUAACUGCAAACGUGCAAACAACCAUGUAAAGGAUGCUUUUUUUCUUUUGAUGAUAAGUGCUUGUGAUGAUACUAUUCAAAUUUAAAUUUUUUUUAAAUGGUGACAUUUUUUCUGAAUUAUUUUCUCCUACCCCUACUGAUUAACAGCAUUGUUACAUUAUAACCUUGUGUAAUAAAGUUUUAUUUUUUCCUACAA